Plutella xylostella (diamondback moth) is the source of this 1147-nucleotide messenger RNA. It is a transcript of the gene Tyms, whose product is annotated as thymidylate synthase. Lineage: Eukaryota; Metazoa; Arthropoda; Insecta; Lepidoptera; Plutellidae. The record is from RefSeq and is a predicted model, not a curated record. Gene Ontology annotation, biological process: dTMP biosynthetic process. Gene Ontology annotation, cellular component: mitochondrion; cytosol. Gene Ontology annotation, molecular function: thymidylate synthase activity.
GUUUUCUUUGGUUUCAGUCUUGAUUUGAGAAAGUUUUACAUGCAUAAAUCUACAGAAAACCUACGCAGCCCUUAAUAUUAGCAUAAAAAAUGGAAACCAAUGGCCAUGGAAAAGAACACGACGAGUACCAGUACUUAAAGCUUGUCGAACAAGUCAUUAAAUCAGGGGAUAAACGAGUAGACCGCACAGGUGUGGGCACCUUGUCUACAUUUGGUGCUAUGCAGCGAUACUCCCUAAAAGACAACACACUGCCACUUCUGACCACCAAACGCGUCUUCACUCGAGGCGUUAUAGAAGAGUUGUUAUGGAUGAUAUCAGGUUCCACAGAUGCUAAGGCUUUGGCUGCUAAAGGUGUACAUAUCUGGGAUGCUAAUGGUUCUAGAGAGUUUCUAGACAACCUAGGAUUUACUGAUAGAAAGGAAGGUGAUCUUGGGCCAGUUUAUGGUUUCCAGUGGAGACAUAGUGGUGCAAAGUAUGUGGACGCCACCACUGAUUACACAGGGCAAGGCAUAGAUCAGCUUCAAAAUGUUAUUGAUACUUUGAAGAAAAACCCAGCUGAUCGCAGAAUGUUAAUGUGUGCAUGGAACCCAUCAGAUCUUGGACAAAUGGCAUUGCCACCAUGUCAUUGCCUUGCGCAGUUCCACGUGGCCAGUGGCAAGCUCUCCUGUCUACUGUACCAGCGGAGUGCAGACAUGGGCCUGGGUGUGCCAUUCAACAUAGCCAGCUACGCUCUGCUCACCCAUAUGAUAGCACAUAUUACUGGACUUGAGGCAGGUGAGUUUGUUCAUACAACGGGUGAUACUCAUGUGUACCUAAAUCACAUUGAGCCUCUUAAGAAACAGCUAGAGAGAGAGCCAAGACCGUUCCCUACCCUGGAGUUUGCUAGAAAAAUAGACUCCAUUGAUGACUUCAAAUAUGAAGAUUUUAUAAUCAAAGGAUACAACCCUCAUCCUAAAAUUGAUAUGGAAAUGGCUGUAUAGUUAUAGUUUUUAAAAAGGGGAGAGCAACCAGUGCCCAUUCACCACUGUAACCAAAAAGAUCUAUUGUGACUCCCCUGUUUUUGUGCUGAGUUUAAGAUUUGUAAUAAAAACUGAAUUCAGUAUUACAACCUUUAUUGAUGUUCGUAAAUAUAUACAGUAUAAAAUUA